GCAGAGGGGCGGCGCGUGAGUGAAGCGAACACCGGAGCCUUUUGCGAAGUCGCGCGGACCGAGAGGAAGCAGGACGGUGCGGCGGCUUCUUGGACACCAUGGCGGGCGGGGGCAGUGCUGGCGAGUGGUGCCUCAUGGAGAGCGACCCAGGCGUCUUCACGGAGCUCAUCAAGGGGUUCGGUUGCAGAGGAGCACAGGUUGAAGAAAUAUGGAGUUUGGAGCCUGAGAACUUUGAAAAAUUAAAGCCAGUCCAUGGACUGAUUUUUUUAUUCAAAUGGCAACCAGGAGAAGAACCAGCUGGUUCUGUUGUUCAGGAUUCUAGAUUAGAUACAUUAUUUUUUGCUAAACAGGUAAUAAAUAAUGCUUGUGCAACUCAAGCCAUAGUAAGUGUGUUGUUGAACUGUACCCAUCAAGAUAUCCAUUUAGGAGAAACGCUGUCUGAAUUCAAAGAAUUCUCUCAAAGCUUUGAUGCAGCGAUGAAAGGCUUAGCAUUAAGUAACUCAGAAGUGAUACGGCAGGUUCAUAACAGUUUUGCUAGACAACAGAUGUUUGAAUUUGAUGCGAAGUCAACAGCAAAAGAAGAAGAUGCCUUUCACUUUGUCAGCUAUGUUCCAGUAAAUGGUCGAUUAUAUGAAUUGGAUGGUCUGAGGGAAGGUCCAAUAGAUUUAGGAGUAUGCAAUCAAGAUGACUGGAUCAAUGCUGUAAGGCCUGUCAUAGAAAAACGGAUACAAAAGUAUAGUGAAGGCGAAAUAAGGUUUAACCUGAUGGCAAUUGUAUCUGAUAGAAAAAUGAUAUACGAACAGAAAAUUGCGGAACUGCAGAGACAGCUGGCUGAGGAAGAGCCGAUGGAUACAGACCAGAGUAGUAAUAUACUAAGUUCCAUUCAAUCUGAAGUUGCAAAGUAUCAGAUGUUAAUUGAAGAAGAAAACCAAAAAUUGAAGAGGUACAAGGGGGCAGUGCAACCUGAUCCCUGCAACAAGAUUGAAAACAUUAGAAGAAAACACAACUACCUGCCAUUUAUCAUGGAAUUGCUGAAAACAUUAGCAGAACAUCAGCAAUUGAUUCCACUAGUAGAAAAGGCAAAAGAAAAACAGAAUGCUAAGAAAGCUCAAGAGGCCAAAUGAAGACCAAUGUCUUUACAGGGUGGCUGUCUGGAGAGGAAAAUGUGCUUCUGAAUGUCUUUGUAACCUUGCAAGACUUGUACAGUUUAAAUUUGUCCAGCACACAUUUGCAGAUUUGUAACAGUUUGUCCUGUCUCAUUUGCACGGGGUCUACAAAUCUUCCCUUUUUCCCUGUUGCUAUCAUGUGCAUGAACUACCACUCAGUAAUGGUUUUAGAAUCUCUGUCCAAUUCCAGUAUAUAACAGUGAUUUCUGACUGAUUCUUCAUAUUUAAUCAGGAAAUGCUGCUGCAAUUUGUAUAGACCCAAAUUGGUGCAAGUAAUGUAGAACUUUUUACUGUAAUGAACAUAUUUAAAAUAUCUUGUCUCUUAAUGAAGCCGUGGAUAUAUAGUUAUGUGAAGAGAGCUUAACUUAUUUUUACAAAUAAGUUGGCCUAUCUUUGCUUGCCACCACUACCUAUCUUGGUCUUGGAGUUGUUCAGUGACUUGCCCUGAGUUGUUUUUAUGGAGUUAUGUCUACAUUUUCUACACAACUGAAAGUAAAAAUUUAACAGUGAAAUGAUUGACAAAGACCAAUGCAUAAGCGUAAGAGUUUAUUGCUUUAGUAGAAAAAAUAAUAAAUAUUCCCAUUUUUAUUUUGGCAAAUUAUUGUAUGGUAUGAUAAUUCGAUAUACUGUAUGGAUAAUAUGAUUUUGUGGGGAAAAAAUUCACUUCUCUUGAACACUCUCAUCCCUCUACAGCAGUAUUCCUUUCAUAUUAGCCCCGUGGUCUUCACCUGAGUCACACAAUCUACUGCUCUUGGGAGCAGAGUGACAUUGCAGGUGGCUGUACUAGUAAAUAUAGAUUAUAGAAGUGAUUGUAGUACUUGGGGAAGGGUAUUAGAAGCCUUCCUCAAGAAGUGGAUACAGGAUUGGGGAACCAGGAAAAGACUCCCAACUCUAAUAGAAGAUUUAAUUAAGUAGUUCUAAAUUCCAGAAAAUUGGAUUAAAUGAGUAAGCCAUGACUUGGGAAACAUGCCAUGCAAAUGCAGUCAGUGGAAUCCAAUCCUUCAUUAGUUGCUUCUUCCAAAUCUUUAGAACAGAUUUUUUUUUCUUUUCAGCAAUUAUUAUAGAAAUAAGUCUCAGUACAGGAAUGAUAAUUUGGACAAAUCUCAGAUCUAGCAGUUUUUGUCAGUUUGAAAGUCCACUGAAUUAUGUUCUGUUAAAUUGAAAGUUUAUGGUAUAUUUUUAAAAAAUGGGAGAAGAACCUGCUCUUACCUUAAAGGAGUGCUGUUUAUGACAAAACAAGCAAAAGCAAGAGUAUCCAGACAAAAAGUGUCCCUUAGGAAACAGAAAAGUUGGCGAACCCAUGCCUUGCAUCCUUCAUCUAGGUGAGAGGCCCCAAAUUAUGUGCACUACAGAUCUUAACAUCCCUGAUUCUUCAGCUGACUGUGGCUGCUGAGACUUAUAGGUUGGCAGCAUCUAUUGAACCUUGGAUUUCCCCACACGUGAUCUAGGAUCUUGGGUGCCUUUAUAUUACUGAAUCAUAUUUCUGCAUUGUGGACUUCUGCAGAGUCCAAUGUGUCCAGGUUUGAGGCACUAUAUUUGAAGGAAGUGUAUAAAUCAGCAACAAAGACAAUCAAGGAACUGGAGACAUAAGAUUGAAUAUGUUUAGCCGAGGAAGAAACGAAGAAUGGGCAUGCUAGCCCUUACCAAGUGCCUUAAAAGUCACACAGCAGCUAGUCAAGAUUUGUUCUCCGUGCCCUGAGUGCAGUACUCAGAACAAUUGUUGUUAUAAUAAAGUAGUUUAUGAUUGAACAUUAGGAAAAAUUUAAUAAAAGUGGGUGCAGUUUGAUAGCAGAACCAAUUAUGAGAGAGGUGGUGAGCUCUUUGCUGAAUGUGAUCAAGCAGAUGGACAAACAUCUGUUGGGGAUGCUUUAAUUUUGAGUUCUUCACUAAGCAGGGUUUGGAUUUAAUGGCUUAAAUGGUUCUCUUUCCAAUUCAGUGAUUCAUCCCUAGGGGCUACGACAGUUGUUGCCAAUGGAAAAACUUACACCAAAAGUCUCACAUUAUAAAACGCUGGAUAUUUCCUUAAAUUGGUGAAUCAGCUAUCCCCAAAAGGAAAGAUUGGGCUUCAGUAUAUACUGAAGUUGCAUCGGGCAGUUGGGUGGUCUUUCAUGUUUAUAUCCUGCCCUUCUGUUUUGUAAUCUGAGAUUCUUAAAUUGACUUAGCAUCUUAAACAACAAACACACAUAAACGGAGAAAAAUGGACAACAGCAGAUUAAAAAGUCAUGUUUUUCAGGCCAAUCUGAAAACAGGAAUCAAAUAUCAGUUAACAGAGGAAAAGUUUACAGCUAGUGCCACGAGGCCAAGAAGCUGCUGGCUUUUCUAGGGUAGAACAUUCCAUAUGCAGAUGCUAACACAGCAAAAAAUAAAGUAGUACCCCUUGUAUGUUGUACCUAUGCUGGUAGCACGGUAGAGAUUGGGGCUUCCUCAAAAGACAUGAGAUGGGACAAUCAUUUAUUCUAGUUCAAGCUGUGACAGAUUUAUAGAAGAAUUAAGCAUCACAAAUAAUCAAAGGCGGGGAUCCAAGCUAGACUGCCCUACACAAUAUCAAGUACUGCUAGUAAGAUUAUGUAUACCAGGGAUUCUCAUACUAUGCAACAUAACUCCUGGGGGAUCACAAGCAAAUCUGAGAUAAAAUUGGGUUGGGGCUUGCAUACACGUAACUAGAGCACUGUCAGAACCUGUUCUGUUUGGUGAGUCUUGAAAGGGCUUACGCACCCAAAGCUGGAUUGCUGUUAGAACUCUUGCUUAGCCUGGACAAGCCAGCAGCUGGCUUGUUUUGGAGUGAGUUCUGUGAGCCUCACCAGUGUGCACCAAAAGCCAAGUCACUCAUAAUUUGUUCCUGCUCUGUCUGGACAACCCAGCAGCAAAGUCAGGAUCUUCUACAAUUGCUGCUUUAAAGAAUGUGUAUCAAUCCAAAUUAAAUCUGGAAUGGAAAAUGGGAGUGAUGGUAAAAAAAAAAUUAAUAAUAAUAAAGGCAAUUUUAGAAUUUAGACAAAACUAAACAAGCUCAUCCUGUAUGUUUAUGUAUGUGUGGGUG
Messenger RNA from Python bivittatus (Burmese python), 4203 nucleotides. It is a transcript of the gene UCHL5, whose product is annotated as ubiquitin C-terminal hydrolase L5. Gene Ontology annotation, cellular component: Ino80 complex; cytoplasm. Lineage: Eukaryota; Metazoa; Chordata; Lepidosauria; Squamata; Pythonidae. The record is from RefSeq and is a predicted model, not a curated record. Gene Ontology annotation, molecular function: cysteine-type deubiquitinase activity; proteasome binding. Gene Ontology annotation, biological process: protein deubiquitination; ubiquitin-dependent protein catabolic process.